AUGGAUGAUUCUCAUAUCAAUAACCCUCCUGAAUCAAUCCAGACCGAUGAGACUUGUUCAAUCUGUUUGGAAGACAAGCCGAAUAAUCAAUUUUUCAAGAUUGACGAAUGCUCGCACCGAUAUUGUGUUUUUUGUAUGGAGCAACAUGCAAGAACUAAGUUACGAAAAGGGAUUAUACCAAAAUGUCCUCAUGAAAAUUGCGACACAAAACUGAAAAUCGAAAGCUGCCAAGUAUUCUUAUCUCCUAAUUUGGUGGAGUUAAUGCGCCUAUUGAUAAAGAAACAUACAAUUCCAAAACUUGAUCGAGUUUAUUGCCCUUUCCCCGAUUGCGUAGAGGUGAUGUCAAUAUCGGAGUGUUUGGAGAAUAUGGGACAGGGAUAUUGGUUUAGAUUCGGAUCAAAUUCAGAAUUAGAAUAUCAAGAGGCAGAGGAGUUCGAAGUGGAAGCGAUAGAGUAUAAUGAAGAGUUUUCUGAAAAUGAAAUGGAGUACUCCGACGAUACAGAUUGA
Molecule: messenger RNA, 507 nt
Organism: Impatiens glandulifera
Lineage: Eukaryota; Viridiplantae; Streptophyta; Magnoliopsida; Ericales; Balsaminaceae
Product: E3 ubiquitin-protein ligase RSL1-like
Exons: 2
Coding region: 1-507 (168 amino acids)
Biological process (GO): ubiquitin-dependent protein catabolic process; positive regulation of proteasomal ubiquitin-dependent protein catabolic process; protein polyubiquitination
Cellular component (GO): ubiquitin ligase complex; cytoplasm
Molecular function (GO): ubiquitin protein ligase activity; ubiquitin conjugating enzyme binding; metal ion binding
Source: RefSeq, a predicted model, not a curated record